Messenger RNA from Serpula lacrymans var. lacrymans S7.9, 1764 nucleotides. RefSeq lists its product as uncharacterized. Lineage: Eukaryota; Fungi; Basidiomycota; Agaricomycetes; Boletales; Serpulaceae. The coding region runs from base 229 to 1353 and encodes 374 amino acids. Gene Ontology annotation, biological process: protein phosphorylation. The record is from RefSeq and is a predicted model, not a curated record. Gene Ontology annotation, molecular function: protein kinase activity; ATP binding. The transcript is spliced from 5 exons.
ACAGCAAGUCUUAUAUCACGACAUUAGAUUCAUAAACCCAUCAGAAACUUGGCGUGGAUCCAUACAACAGUGCAGCUAUCCUACUCUAGCAUCCCAGAUUUUUCUGGAAAGCGGUCCAUUUACAUCUAUGUCUAUCAGUGACGUUACCUUCUUUCUACUUGCACCUUCCACCAAGACAACCAUCUCGCGUUUGAAUUAGACACCUUUUACGCAUCUGUUCACUAAUCGAUGACCACAGAUUUUGCAAACUUGCCCCCAUGUGCGAGAUUAUCUCCGGAGACAGCAGAGCGGUAUGCUAUCGCGACAGAGAAGGGAGGAUGGGAGCUAGACACGGUGGAGAUGUGGUGGAGGGAUAGACAGCCGUAUCUGGCUUCGAGAGGGUAUAUGCUCCGACCUCGGUAUCAUGCAGGUUGGAAACCUUCCUGGCUAGGGACGAACGUUGAUCCCGAGUAUUGUGAGGAUUCAAUCGAACAGCUGCUUCCACAAAUUUUAGACGCGAGAAAGGAUGAUGGCACUGUUGUCUGUCUGAAAAAACUCAAAUGUACAACCAACGAAAUCGAGAUUGCACGCUAUUUAACCUCACAAUCAAACCCACGAGAUUCUCGCAAUCACUGUGUCCCUAUACUAGACACAUUCCAUGAUCCAAUCGAACCAGAAACAACUUAUAUCGCUAUGCCUCUUCUCCGACCUUUUGACGACCCCGAGUUCGGUGCCUUUGGCGAGGUUCUUGACUUCAUAAACCAAACGCUGGAGGGAAUUGCCUUUAUGCACAGCUUAAAUGUAGCACACAGAGACUGUGCAGGUCCUAACAUCAUGAUGGACGCCCGUCCCCUAUACACUCAAGAGUGGCACCCAGUACGACGUAACUACACCACAGACGGCGUGUACGAACUUCAACCUCGUGCUAGAAUUGACUUCCCUGUGCGCUACUUCUUCGUCGAUUUUGGCCUUGCAACGCGGUUUGAGCCUGGUCAGCCGAGACGCGUCACAGGCGGCAAAGGUCGAGACCAGGAUGUGCCUGAACUCUCGAACGUCGUACCCUACGACCCGUUUAAAGUUGAUGUUUUCAUUCUCGGCCAUUUAUAUCAAACGGAUUUUCAUGAGAAAUUCCACGGUUUAGAUGCCCUGGUGCCUUUGGUACAUAGCAUGACUGCUGUCGAUCCGAGCGUUCGGCCCAGUGCACAACUUGCCUUGAACAUCUUCCAAGAAGUUCGGAAUGAAAUCGAAACUGCUACUCUUCGCCGAAGACUCGCCCGCCGUGACGAGUCGUUUCCGGAACGCGUGUUCAACGACGCAUUGGCUGCCGUUCGAGAAAGCGCAAAGUCAUUAGCCAUAGGGUGGAUGAGCCUAUGAAUUGCUUUUGAUAUACAGCUCUUGAUGCCAGGGCACAACUUAGGCCACCUGGUGGCCUGAUUACGAGCAAUGGCCCGACCUUGUGCAGUUGAGCCUGACCAUAAGUAAUGUAAUGUCAAUGUCACCGAAUUAUUCCCACUUCUACUCCAGAUCAAAGAAGUGGUAGGAGGUAGUGAUAUGUACCCUAUAUAGCUCCGUGAAGCAAGGCAGCGAACAUUGAGCUCGUCAUUCUUCCUAGUUACGUUGAUAUGAGGAUGGAGGAGAAGGAUUUAUAUGUGACAGUACAUGUUCCUACAUAAUCAGUGGUAUUUCUCGAAAGAGUUCAAUAACAGUGGUAUACAUAAUCGAUGAGAAAUAUAAUGCUAUUCCUUCUCCAUAAUAAAUAUACAUUGAAAGCAGAGCGAUAACAAC